AUGGCCCUCUACGCUUUCGCCGCCGUGCUUCUCUGCUGGGUCCUGUGGGCUCAUCACAUGGCCUUUGGUACCCUGAGGAAGAACCCUCACCUGGUCGCCAACCCGGCCUUCUCCGCCACCGAAACCUACCUCCUCCGCCAGUCCAAAAUCGGAUGGGUGUCCAUGGCGAACUACGUCUUCUACCAGUUCGCGUUCGCUGCGAUCACCGUCAUACUCCUCGCCGGCUCCUUGCUGGGAAGGAUGAACUUCUACGCUUGGAUGUUUUGUUUUCACCUAAGCCCAUUUCCCCUUGUGAAUUUUUUCGAAUCAGAGAGGGGAAAGUGA
Messenger RNA from Linum trigynum, 324 nucleotides. Lineage: Eukaryota; Viridiplantae; Streptophyta; Magnoliopsida; Malpighiales; Linaceae. The record is from the annotation of a GenBank genome assembly.